Bufo bufo (common toad) is the source of this 1371-nucleotide messenger RNA. It is a transcript of the gene SMTNL1, whose product is annotated as smoothelin like 1. The transcript is spliced from 6 exons. Gene Ontology annotation, biological process: actin cytoskeleton organization. Gene Ontology annotation, molecular function: protein binding. Bases 100 to 1191 code for a protein of 363 amino acids. The record is from RefSeq and is a predicted model, not a curated record. NCBI's taxonomy places the organism in Eukaryota, Metazoa, Chordata, Amphibia, Anura, Bufonidae. Gene Ontology annotation, cellular component: microtubule organizing center; filamentous actin.
CACCAUGCCCAGUGACAAGUAGGAGGGAAAAGGGGUCAGGAGAGAAGUCACUUUUCCGACAGCAGCUGGAAGGUUAUUAUUAUUACUUUUUGGAAGAAGAUGGCAGAAGAACAACCCCCGGCCCUAACAGAGGAGCAACAAGAAGUCUCAAGUCUACCAUCAUCAGAAGCCGCAGGGGACAAUCAAACAAGUGCAAAGGAAGAUGGGAUACAAGAAGGUCAUACAACUCCUGAGAAAAUAUUAGAAGGCAAGACUGAGAAAGAUACUGUGCGAGAUGAUGGAUUGGAUGGGGAGCACCAAAGAGAUGGACAGACCGAAGCAAAAGAAGGAGAAGAGGUAACGGAAGAAGGAGACGGAGGAGGAGAUACAGUAACAUCUGGUGGAGAUGUGACAGAAGAUUCAGUGACUUCAGAUGGAGAAAAAGCAAGCCCAGGAGCAAACAAAGAAAGCUCCUCCACCCAAGAGGAAAGUGCUGAUGACUUUUCUGGCCACAAAGAAGAAAAAUCUGAAGCCUCAGCCAGUAGCCCGGAGGUAGCCGCUGCCACUGAUGUCGAUGGUAAAAGUGAGGAAGAGCAGGCUCAACCAAGUGCCAAAGACCAUGCAGAUAAAGUAGACAAGAGCAAGUCUGCAGCCAGUUCUGUAAAGGGUGGCGCUGCUACAACCCCGGGUAAAGAGGCCGCUGGUGAAAAAGAGCAACGGGAUCGAAAAUCUGAUAUACCCCGGGCUAAGACCAUGCCAAAAUCAUAUGGAAGAGCCACAAAGAAAGACAUUGCGGAAAAAUUCGGAGGUGUCGCCACUUCAGGGAUUCGUGUGCAGCGGUCGACUAGCUGUGGUGCAAAUGCUGUAAAGAACAUGCUGCUAGAAUGGUGCCGGGCAAAGACACGGGGGCGGGAGGGAGUGGAGAUCCAGAAUUUCUCGAGCAGUUGGAGCAGCGGCCUGGCCUUCUGUGCCCUCAUUGUGGCUUUCUUCCCUGAUGCUUUCGAUUACGAUUCUCUUGACCCAAAGAACAGAAGACAGAACUUCCAGCUGGCGUUCAAUGCAGCAGAGAAAUUUGCAGACUGCCCCCCACUUCUGGAUGUUGAAGACAUGGUUCGAAUGAAGGUCCCAGACUCUAAAUGUGUAUACACGUAUGUGCAAGAGUUAUACCGCAGUCUGGUGGCUAAAGGUUUAGUAAAAACCAAGAAAGCAUGAGUUUACCAAAGACGCACAAAUGCAGAGAAGAUUUCCUGAGCACGGAUCUUCCAACGAGAAGUCACUUUAAAUUCGACCUGAUCACUUACCAAGGUGUCAGUUUGCCUCCAUUCUGUCCUUGAGAAAAGGACACAAAGUACAAAGAGAUGAUUUUAUUUUUAAAUAAAUAUCUUAUGGUUA